Carassius carassius (crucian carp) is the source of this 1750-nucleotide messenger RNA. RefSeq names its product RNA-binding protein Raly-like. Gene Ontology annotation, molecular function: RNA binding. The transcript has 11 exons. Lineage: Eukaryota; Metazoa; Chordata; Actinopteri; Cypriniformes; Cyprinidae. The record is from RefSeq and is a predicted model, not a curated record. Gene Ontology annotation, cellular component: nucleus. Bases 415 to 1236 code for a protein of 273 amino acids.
UGCUUUCCUCAGUCACUACGCCUCUGACAGCUCCUCCUCACGCGCGCUCACGCUCUCUCUUGUUGCGCUUUCCACAUUUUUACUCUCUAAAACAUUUUCACCGGAUCCCUCACGCACUCCAGGUCACAAGCGCUGGGACCAAGCACUAUAACCGCAUCUGUCUCCUGGUCACAGAAGAGAUCUGAGAGCCACGGCGAUAAAUGGAGGUGCCGAGCAGAUAGAUGAGAGUCCCUCCAGCUCGUUCAUCAUACCCAAACUAGAGGAGGAAAGCAAAGUGAUUGAGACGGGCAGCAACAACAGCCAAUGAUGAAUAAACCGGGAGGAGUCGACGGGGCGGGAACAGCAUUCACCAUUGGACGAGAAAGCUUUAAUUGAAUUUGGGAAGAGAAGAUUGUUGUUCACAUUUGACCCAAGAUGUCGCUGAAAGUCCAGACGAGCAACAUUACCAACAAAAAUGACCCCAAAUCUAUCAACUCACGCGUGUUUAUCGGUAACCUGAACACAGCGGUGGUGAAGAAGAGCGACGUUGAGACGAUCUUCUCCAAAUACGGCCGUGUGUUGGGCUGCUCGGUUCACAAAGGCUACGCCUUCGUUCAGUACGCUAAUGAGAGGCACGCUCGUGGAGCUGUCAUUGGAGAAAAUGGACGUGUACUUGCUGGACAGACCCUCGACAUUAACAUGGCAGGUGAACCCAAACCCAAUAGGCCUAAAGGACUAAAGAGAACCGCGGCAGCGUUAUACAGCGGUUAUGAAUUUGACUAUGAUUACUACAGAGAUGACUUCUAUGACAGGCUGUUUGAGUAUAGAGGCAGAGUAUCUCCGGUGCCCAGAGCGGUUCCUGUAAAGCGCCCCCGUGUGGCAGUGCCGGUCGUCCGCAGGGUGAAGUCCUUACCUGUCAAACUCCUGACCAGAUCCACCAUCCUUCCCAACAGCUCUGUCAAACACAAGUUGAAAUCAACCGAGCUGCAGGCUAUUAAAUCAGAACUAACGCAGAUCAAGUCCAACAUCGAUGCGCUGCUGGGACGUCUUGACCAGAUCACAGAGGACAAAUACUGUGCAACAGAGUUGCAGAAGGCAGAGGAAAUGCAGAGCGAGCUGUCUCAGGACGAGUCGGGCUCAGAGUCUGAGGAACUGCAGCACAGUGAUGUGGAGGACGGAGAGGAGCUCACACACGAGGAGUGCGACGAAGACAUGGAAAACAAUCACAUAUCUGAAAUGGAUUCCAUUCUUCAAUAAAAGCAGGGAGUUGGAAAACACUGUCGACUGGAAACUUUUUUUAAUACCACAGACUCAACAGGAAGACACCGAAACCAACAGACGCCGUCAAACUCCAGCAUCAACCGUCAAUGAGACAGACAGCUAAACUAGCCGCUUGGUGGGAGGGAGGAGGGGGACGUCCCCAAAACAGGAAUCCAUUACAAAAAGGGCCAGAGUUCCGAAGAGCAACACCAUCACACACUUGACAACAGAUGGGGAUCAAUUUCACAGACAUUCUGCAUUCAUCCUUCCCCACAAAACACUAAUAACAUGCAGUUUUUCUACACAUUUGGGCGCCUCAUAUGUAAAUAGCCUCAUCUGAUUUCUGUCCUUCCUUCAUGUCUGUUUGUGCUUUUGGAAAAAUGUUUUACAUUUUAUUUAUAUGCCAAUCGGAAUCCGAAAGGUUGGCUAUUUUUAAUUACAUGUGCAUUUUUCUUCUGCUUGCACUUUCAAGACUGCAAGAGAUAUUUACAGAUGUAAAUAAAUGAUGACU